This is a messenger RNA of Triticum aestivum (bread wheat), 1519 nucleotides long. RefSeq names its product BTB/POZ and MATH domain-containing protein 1. The record is from RefSeq and is a predicted model, not a curated record. The transcript is spliced from 2 exons. Gene Ontology annotation, biological process: protein ubiquitination. Gene Ontology annotation, molecular function: protein binding. NCBI's taxonomy places the organism in Eukaryota, Viridiplantae, Streptophyta, Magnoliopsida, Poales, Poaceae. Bases 230 to 1243 code for a protein of 337 amino acids.
GUGCUGGUAGCCCGCAAAGAACAGCUCUGUGCUCAAGGGUUUCGCCGCGAGUGGCGGCGGCCACGAGAGCAGGCGACGAGGAGCGGCGGGGAGGAGGAGGCGGGCACGCGGCGUACGGCGGAGGUUCCGGCGCGGGUCGCGGGAGUUCCAAGGAGCGGCCGGCAGCGCCGCAGCACCGAUCGCCACCACCAGCAGGCCAAUCGCUGCCAUCUCCGACAGCAAGCUAGCCAUGAACAGACCCGUGGAGAACACCAUUGUGGGCUCUUGUGUCUUCCAAUUCAAAGUCGACUACGAGCUAGUCAAGCACCUUCCCACCGGUAUGGCCUUCUACUCCGAUGCCGUCUCCGCCGGGGGACACCUGUGGGGGAUUAAGUUCUUCCCGAGUGGGGAGUACGAGGCCGACGAGGAGUAUGUUUCUAUCUUCCUGGAGCACAUGAGCAAAUCUAGAAGUGUCGGGGUCAUCUUUGAGGUGUUUAUGAUGGGUAGGGACAGCAAGCCAUCCAUGUCAUUGUCACACAUACGAAGGUUAUGUCAAACCUUUGAAAUCAUGGAAGAUAAAGACAGCAGCGACUGCUGGGGAUGGGGCAAGUUCCUCGAACGAACUACUUUGGAGAAAGAUUACUUAACAGGGAGACACGUCACAUUUGCUUGUGCCAUCAUGAUCAUCGAUGACAGUUGUGUUCCUGUCCCUCCUUCAGACAUUGGGACCCAUCUUGGUCGCCUGCUAGAUCACGCUGAUGGGACAGAUGUGUCAUUCAUCGUUGACAAUGAGACAUUCCAUGCUCAUCGAGCAGUGCUUGCUGCCCGCUCACCGGUCUUCCGAGCAGAGCUCUUCGGCCCCAUGUCCGAGGCUACAAUGCCAUCCAUCACGCUGCACGACAUCACACCUGCAACAUUCAAAGUUAUGCUCCGGUUCAUAUACACAGAUGAAUUGCCCCUAGAAGACGAGCUUGAGGACUCUUCCACCGAGAUGUUCCAGAACCUGCUUGCUGCGGCCGAUCGGUAUGCACUGGACAGACUGAAGAUUGUUUGCGCCCAGAAGUUGUGGGAUAAAGUGUCGGUAGAUACAGUUGCAACUAUCUUAGCUUGGGCUGAAACCUACAACUGCCAGGAGUUGAAGAACAGGUGCAUUGACUUCUUUGUGGUGGAGGAAAAUUUCAAGAAGGCCAUCUUCACCGAUGGUUAUGCGUUGCUGGUUCUGAAAUUCCCAGAGAUCAUUGCUGAGAUGAAAAAGAGGGUUUAGGAGAUGACACAAUGAGAUAUAUCUCCAUGUAUAUAGUUCAGGUGUUCAAGCGAUAGUACUAGAUGUGUUUUGGAACGUGGUGAGUGGUAUGCGGCAUCUUAUCAAGCGUACUGGGGCGUACUAAAUGUGUUUCAUGAGCUGGGAGCCUGAUAUUACUGGAUCUUCUUGUUAGCAGUAUUGGCCAUAGUUGCUACUGAGUACUAAUGGCGGAGUGGUGGAUGUUUAUCAGGUAUCAGAUACUUGUGCUGAAUGAGCAGCUUGUUUUCCGUUUGUGUU